Molecule: messenger RNA, 1350 nt
Organism: Bradysia coprophila
Lineage: Eukaryota; Metazoa; Arthropoda; Insecta; Diptera; Sciaridae
Product: serine/threonine-protein phosphatase 6 regulatory ankyrin repeat subunit C-like
Source: RefSeq, a predicted model, not a curated record
ACGAAAAUUUUUAGCGUUCCGCUGCUGCUAUCAUUCAUUGCAGAAAUUUUCAAAACUGACUUCCGAUUGUUCCACGACACAUUGGACAUGGGUAGUGUGCGGUUGUGCAGCGGUCACUACAAUAUUGUCAAUCUCUACGACGAUUUUAUAGACUUAAAAGUUCGGCGUUACAAGGAAGACAAGAAUAGGGCAUCCACGAGCAAUGUGGGAACAGCCAAACUAUACGAAAUAGUCUGUCCGCUGUUAAGGGACGCGCUUCGCAAUGUGGCAUUGCGGCAAUUUCCUCAAUUUUAUUCCGUCGACCAUUUGGGAAUACUGGACGAGAAAGUGAAAAAUCUCUUUCCCCACGAAGAACUUAUCAGGGUCGGCCUAUUGCAGUCGGUCCGAGCCAAUUUUGAAGGACUGCAUUUUGUUCAUUUUAGUUUCACGGAAUAUUUCAUAGCCGAAGUGUUGGCCGAACGGUGCGAAAAAUUUCCGAAGCCCGGCAUUUUCCAGACCUUGCUCGAUAUUUCGCCGAACGUUUCGAUGUUCUUCGAUCUGAUGUUAAGUCGUGGACUGCCCUUGCAUCUGGCAAUAUUACUGGAUGACAGAACUCAAUUCGAGCCUGAGAAAUUCGAUAAGAGGCAAAAUAUUUCUGAACUCAACGGAUCGGUUCGGAAGGUCUCCGUUACAUUUAGCGAUCGAUCAAGGCUUGGUAGACGUUGCAUCCGAGCUGGUAGCCUAUGGGGCCAAUAUCAACGUUGUUACAACCAUGCCUUUCGGGCACGAUCGAACGCCACUAAUUGGAGCUAUGUUUCUGAAAGACUCAUUUCAAUUCGUCAAAUUUCUGGUUGAGAAUAAGGCGGACGUUAACCAAUCGGAUCGGAAACUAAAGACACCGUUACACUUCGCAGCCGAAUUGGGACAGUACAUGUCUGCCGAGCUGUUAUUACAACGUGAUGCGAAGGUUAAUGCACAAGAUAGUAGUGGCAAAACACCGCUACACGUUGUUUUCGCCCGACGGCAGAUUAUGCCAUUAAUGCCGUUCAUAUCGUUGUUCCAAGAAUAUGGAGCCGAUUUCAAUAUGUUGGACAAUCGUGGAAGGUCCGUAAUGUUUCACGCGUGUCGAGAAAAUUUGAAUUUUGAAUACACAGAAGAUGACUACGAUUACGACGAGACAAAGCCUGAAACGGUCUAUCGAAAAGGGGGAAACCCCGGACUAUUUCGAGGCGAUCCAGUUUUUAGUUGGGCUAAACGUUCCAACGGUGUCAGUGGACAGCAAACAUGGGAAUUCCUGCAUAUUGGAAUUGGUCGGCCAUGCAAACUACGACAUCAUUAGAUAUUUCAUAUUUGAAUUAAAAACUGACAUUU